AUGUCGCGGCACAAGGCGAGGCGCAAGGGCGGUGCCCGCGAGCGGGUCUUCGGCUGUGACCUCCUGCAGCUGCUGCAGCGCUCGGGGCAGGCGGUGCCGCAGGUGCUGAGGAGCUGCACUGAGUUCGUGGAGCAGCACGGGGUGGUGGAUGGGAUCUACCGGCUCUCCGGGGUGGCCUCCAACAUCCAGCGGCUGCGGCAGGAGUUCGAGAGCGAGCGCUGCCCAGACCUGCACCGGGACGUUUACCUGCAGGACAUCCACUGUGUGAGCUCCCUGUGCAAAGCCUAUUGCCGGGAGCUGCCCAACCCGCUGCUCACCUACCAGCUCUACCACAAGUUCGCUGAUGCAGUGUCCAUCCAGAUGGAGGACGCUCGCCUGGUGAAGAUCAAGGAGGUGCUGAAGGAGCUGCCCGCGCCCCAUUAUAGGACCCUGGAGUUCCUGAUGCGGCACCUCCUGCGCAUGGCAGCCCACAGCAGCCGCACCAACAUGCACGCCAGGAACCUUGCCAUCGUGUGGGCACCCAACCUGCUGCGGUCCAAGGACAUCGAGGCAUCAGCGUUCAAUGGCACCGCGGCCUUCAUGGAGGUGCGUGUCCAGUCCAUCGUGGUGGAGUUCAUCCUCACCCACGUGGAGCAGCUGUUUGGUGAUGCUCCCCUCCAGGCAGAGAGCCCGCGCCGGUCCCUGCUGUUGGUGGGGGGGGGGCAGGUGCCACCAUACCAUGUGCCAGCGGCGCUGAGCCAGGGCGACGGCCCCCCCCCGAUCCGGCCAUACCACACCAUCAUCGAGCUGAGCGAGCACAGGAGGAAGGGCUCCCUCAAGUCCAGGAACUGGAGGUCCCUGUUCCACCUGGGCCGCUCCAGCCUCGAGGCCAAGCGCAAGGGGAAGGCUCUGGAGCACAGAGAGGACACGGGCGGAGCACGGAGCCUGCGGCCGGCAAAGAGCAUGGACUCACUGAGCACCGUCCCCUCCAACGGGGAUGGGGACCCCCGUCCGGCCGAGCCGCUGCCGGUGAAGCCACAGCAGCGCCGGGAGAGCCUCGAGUCCUGCCCGGUGCCCCCGGGGCGCUGCCGGGAGCCGGCCGAGGGCCGCGAGGAGCCCCCGGGCGACGGCAGCGCCCGCUCGGAGCCCGGCACCCCCCGGGCCGGGCCCCGCCGCCCCCCGCGCUGCCCGGGGCUCCACAUCUCGGUGCCCUUCUCGGUCACCGUCCCCCUGCACAUCACGGCCAACCUGUCCCGGCUGACCCGGGGGCUGCCGUGCCCGGCGCUCGGUACCGGAGCCCUCGGUACCGGAGCCCUCAGUACCGGAGCCCUCAGUACCGGAGCCCUCGGUACCGGAGCCCUCGGUACCGGAGCCCUCAGUACCGGAGCCCUCAGUACCGGAGCCCUCAGUACCGGAGCCCUCGGUACCGGAGCCCUCGGUACCGGAGCCCUCAGUACCGGAGCCCUCGGCGGGGACGCUCCGGAGCCGCUGCCCCCGAGCCCCGCGCUCCGGAGCCGCCUCUCCGUGGAGCUCCGGGACUCCUUCGCCUUCCUGGACAGCCCCGAGCCAUGGACCGACGGGGACCCGGAGCUGCGGGAGCCGCCGACGGGCACCGCGGAGCACGGAGAGGGGAUGGAGCCCAACGAGGACGGGAUGGAGAGCGGGUGUCUGAGCCCGGGGGAGCCUCGGGCCGAGCGCGGCUGCUCCCUGUGCAUCGAGGAGUGCAUGGACGAGCACUUCAUGGCCCCCGACGGCACCGACGGCACCGACUGUGCCUCGGACGGGAGCUCCGUGAGCGGCCGCGACCUCAGCCCCGUGCGGGCAGCGCCGGAGCCCGCGGGGGACGCUCCGGGAGCCGGGGCCUCCGGUGCGGUGCGGGCAGGAACGGAGCCGGUGCCGGUGCUACCGGUGCCGGUGCUGCCGGAGCCGGUGCUACCGGAGCCGGUUCCGGUGCUGCCGGUGCUGCCGGAGCCGGUGCCGGUGCUGCCGGAGCCGGUGCUACCGGAGCCAGUUCCGGUGCUGCCGGUGCUGCCGGAGCCGGUGCUGCCGGAGCCGGUACCGGUUUCGGUACUGCCGGAGCCGGAGCUGCCGGUACCGGUGCUGCCGGAGCCGGUUCCGGUACUGCCGGAGCCGGAGCUGCCGGUACCGGUGCUGCCGGUGCCGGUUCCGGUACUGCCGGAGCCGGUGCUACCGGAGCCGGUGCUGCCGGAGCCGGUUCCGGUGCUGCCGGUGCUGCCGGAGCCGGAGCCUGUGCUGCCGAUGCCGGUGCUGCCGGUGCCGGUGCUGCCGGAGCCGGUACCGGUACUGCCGGAGCCGGUUCCGGUGCUGCCGGAGCUGCCGGUACCGGUGCUGCCGGAGCCGGUUCCGGUACUGCCGGAGCCCGCAGCCGGGCUCCGCUUGGCCACCCCCGCCGCUCCGGUGCUUCAGGCCCGCUCCGUGCCGGUCGUGCCGCCCAAGCCGCAGUUCGCCAGGGCCCCCCCGGAGCCGGUUCCGCCCCUCGCGGCCCGGCCCCCGCUGAGGCGGCCGCGGUGGAGCCGGUCCUUGGACGCGGAGCAGGCUCCGGGCCGGGCCCCGCUGCGCCGGAGCCGAACGUACGGCGAGGACCCGGGGCCCACGGAGCCCGGCGGCUGCGGGGCAGCCCCGCGGCGGGCGCUAGGACCCGGCGAGGAGCAAUAA
Messenger RNA from Melopsittacus undulatus (budgerigar), 2655 nucleotides. RefSeq names its product Rho GTPase activating protein 30 (gene ARHGAP30). NCBI's taxonomy places the organism in Eukaryota, Metazoa, Chordata, Aves, Psittaciformes, Psittaculidae. The record is from RefSeq and is a predicted model, not a curated record. Gene Ontology annotation, biological process: small GTPase-mediated signal transduction. Gene Ontology annotation, molecular function: GTPase activator activity.